Molecule: messenger RNA, 3532 nt
Organism: Owenia fusiformis
Lineage: Eukaryota; Metazoa; Annelida; Polychaeta; Sabellida; Oweniidae
Source: the annotation of a GenBank genome assembly
GAAGAAUUCAUCCAGGGUUAACAACAUCGUUCAGUCUGCCAGCCGAAAGAAGGAAAGUUCGGGCCACGUUUCGACAUCGCGGAUUUUACAUUUUAUUUAAUAGGACUGUGAUUCCUAGGACAUUUAUCUCUCAAAAUGAGUAGCUCAAGUUCCAGGAUCGAGAGGACUACGAUCAUCAGCUCGGAUGAUGGAACCAGUAGCACAAAAUCUGUCAACCGCUACAAUGUCUACCGAGGCAUGUCACCUACCUCGGAGACCCGUCUUCAGGCCAGAAUCCGUGAAUUAGAAGAUGCGUUGGAUGCUGAAAGAGAAGCACGUAUCAGGGCAGAGAAAAAUUACACAGAAGUCACCUUCCACUUGGAGACACUCGAGUCUCGCCUCGAGGAGGUCGAUGGUCUCCAAACAGCACAGGCUGAAGUUAACAGAAAACGCGAUGCCGAACUUAUUAAAAUCAGAAAAGACUAUGAACUUAUCAGUGUCCAAUCAGAACAAAAUGAAGCUUCACUCCGUAAACGACACAAUGACGCUGUCAUCGAAUUAAAUGACCAACUAGAAUUAAUAUCAAAAAGCAAAUCCAAGACCGAGAAAGAAAAGCAUUCACUUCUGUUGGAGAUCGAUGGCCUCUCCUCCCAACUUGAUGGCGCAUUAAAAGCUAAGCAAUCUGCGGAGAGCAAGUUGGAUGGCCUAGAGGCAGCGCUGGCAAGACUGAAGGCCCAAGUUGACGACCUCACCCGCCAAAACAACGACCUGAGCAACUCCAAAGCCCGCCUCACCCAAGAGAACUUCGAACUCCAGAGGCAGCUUCAGGACUUGGACAGUAGCGUUGCCCAACUCAGCAAACUGAAACUCACACUGACUUCCCAACUGGAAGACACAAAGAGAUCCCUGGAUGAAGAAGUGAGGACAAGGAACAACCUCCAGAUACAGCUUGCCGGCCUUCAAAACGACUUCGACAACCUUGCUGGCAAAUAUGAAGACGAGAGCGAGGCUAACUCCCAACUCCGUGCACAAAACAGCAAGCUCCAGAGCGACCUCGGAAGUCUUAAAUCUCGUUACGAUAAAGACUUACUUGCCAAGACCGAAGAGUUUGAAGAAUUAAGACGCCGUUUGACAAGCCGCAUUACCGAACUAGAAAGCGAAAAUGACGCACUUCGAACCAAGAACAGCAGCUUGGAGAAAACCAAAAACAAACUGUCCAUCGAAGUAAGAGAACUAACAGUUGAACUGGACGGCGCCAACGCCGCUGUCCAAGAUUUGGCAGGAAGACUGAAGACAGCUGAACGUAACAACGCUGAGCUCCAGAAACGCAAUGAUGACCUCCAGAGCGAGCUGAACGCUGCCCUCAACGAGAACAAAAACCUACAACAGACCGUUGUUCAACUUAAGGCAACUCUAGCUGAUCUUGGCGACAAGUACGACGCAUUGGCCAGAGAAAACAAAGGACUUUCGGACCAACUUCGCGAGGCAAAUAGCAACAUUAAGGAUCUUAACAGACAAGUCAAUGAUCUGUCAGCUCUUAGAAUACAGCUUGAGAACGACGUUGCAUCCCUCACCUCUCAGCUCCGCGACGCUGAAGAUGCUGCCAGAGAUGCUGACCUCCGUGCUCAAGCUGCCCAAGCUGAACUCGCAAAAGCCAAGUCUGACUUUGAAGCUAGACUACGCCAAAAGGAUGAAGAAAUUGAAAACAUCCGACGAAAUACCGCAAGAACCAUCGAAGAACUCAACAGAACCAUUGUUGAAAUUGAAUCUAAAUACAAAUCUGAGAUCAUCAGAAUCAAGAAGAAACUGGAAGGAGACAUCCGUGAACUUGAGGCACAGUUGGACAUUGUCGUCAAACAGAACGCCGGAUAUGUCAAAGAUAUCAAAGUUCUUAACGUCAGGAUCAGUGAACUGGAGAUCCAACUUGCUGACAGGACCUCCCAAUACGAACAAGCAUCUGCUGCACUGUCAGUGGCCGAGAGGAAGAUAGUCGCCCUGAAGGUUGAAAUUGAGGACACUAGGUCACUCCUGGAGACAUCCGAGCGUUCUCGCAAGAACGCAGAAAAUGAACUUGCCGACGCAAGCCAACGCGUAAGUGAAUUGACCAUCCAGGUGACAUCAUUGACCAACGACAAGAGGAGAAUGGAGGCUGAUAUCCAAGGAAUGCAGGCUGAUCUUGAUGACGCCAUCAACAACUUCAGAGGCUCCGAGGAUAGAGCUAACCGUCUGCAGAAUGAAGUCCAUCGUGUGUCAGAGGAACUCAGCCAGGCCGAGAACAACUACAAGAACGCCGAAUCUCUCCGCAAAAGUCUCGAGAUUGAAAUCCGUGAGAUCACUGUGAAAUUGGAAGAAGCCGAAGCAUUCGCAACAAGGGAAGGCAAGAGACUCGUCGCUAAAUUGCAGGCCAGACUCCGUGAUGUCGAAUCCGAACUCGAGGUUGAAGGACGCAAGGCUCGUGAAUUCUCAGCUGCCAACCGUAAAUUGGAACGCCAGCUGGUUGAAUUCCGAACCACUGCUGAGGAUGACCGUAGAACAGUCCAAGAACUCCAAGACCUUGUCAGCACUCUACAAAUUAAAAUCAAGUCAUAUAAACGACAGAUCGACGAAGCAGAAGAUGUUGUGUCGAUCACUUUGAACAAAUACCGCAAGGCACAAGCCAUGGUGGAAGAAGCCGAAACACGGUAUAGAGGUCAGAGCCGUCAUACUUUUCCAACAGCUUUCAAAGACGCAGCAGGAAGACCGGCAACCGUACCAUCUAUAUCCGAAGUGGAAUCGGCCGCCGUCUAGGCUGGUUUGCAUCAUAAACUACAUAACGACAUCUCAUAUACACCUAACAGACUGUACACAUUUGGAGAAAUACACCAAGUGAUAGACUCUGCGAUCAGUUGCAUAUAUUGUUAAUUCAUUACUAAUUAGUAUCUGGCGUAGAUGGAAUGAAUUUGUGAUGGGCACGUGAUUCGUUCCACCAAUCCAUGAUCCCUCUAAAGUUCACGUCACAUCCGGUGCCUAAACUAGGUACAAUUAUUACAUCUACGUCAGAAAAACACACUGCCAGUUUUUAACUGCUAUUUAUACGCUCUGUUGUAGUUAUAACUUAUUUUUUGAAUAUUAUAUAUGAUCGAUACUUAAUUUAUAUCGGCACCAUGCUCAGUUGCUUAUAGACUCGAGAAAAGACAUUUAGAAAUUGCUGUUGGAACCAAGCAUUCUUAUCAUUCUGGCACACCACGUGCUUUUAUGUGACAUCAUCAGUAUAUGAGUAUGAAUAAUAUUAUGAUGAUACACCCUCUCAAAGGUCAACCAAAGGUCAACCAGAGGUGUAGGCACUAUGCCUUGUUGAGAAUCAGAUCACGGGCGUGUAACACCAUAAUGUUCAUUUAGUACUCAUCUUGUAAAAUGUGCAAUGAAGAGGAGAUCAUAUGAUUAUGUAAAAUAAAGGACUAUAGAAGAAUAUCCUGUAUUAAUAUGUAGCUUUGUAAUACUUAUAAUCCCUGGUGGUAGAAUUAUACACUAGCCAUAUAGGGCGCCACCUGUGGGUGAUAUGUGACAAUACUCC